GAUGGCGGCCGCGCAGUGACUGAGGCGGAGCCGGAGGGAGCCGGGCUGGACGGGCCGCACCGCGCCGUCGCUCGUCCCCCUCGGUAGGGCAGAGCGCCUCGCUGCCGGCCGGGUUGCUGAGUGCCUGGAGUCCGGCCACGUCGCGGGGCGCGGUGAGGAGCUGGAACUGAGCCGCCGCAGCACCGGGAGGAGGAGGAGGAGGAGGAGGAAGAAGAAUAUGGCGGCGGAAUCGGUCUGGGAGUGAAGCCGCCGCCUGCGACGGGAGCCCAUGGGGGAGACGGGGCGCUGAGCCCGCCCGCUUCAUCCCGCCCCGGGACAGGCAGUGUCCGCAGGCCCCGGCUGGCCCGGCGGGAAGGACGGCGGCUCCUCGCAGCCCCCGCGCUAACGGACGGCGAGCGAGGGGCUUCGGGCCUGGGCUGCCGUUGCACAAUAGAGCCGAGCUCCGGGCCGGGGCGAGCGGCCCCUCUCCCCCCUGCCUCCCCCCGCCUGCUUCAGCCCGGCCUCGCCGGCCUCCCGCCUGCUUCCCUCGGCAGGGCCUCGGCCUCCAGGGUCGCCGGCUCCUGUCACCCCGGGCCGGCCGCGCGUUGCUGCCCGUGGCAUCUGCUGUCCGCCGCUGCUUCCACUCCCGUGGAUCCUCUUCUCCUCUAGGAUCCCUUCUUCACCGCCUCUCCUGCCUGCCUUUCAUCCUGCAAAGAGCCUCUUUCUGCGGCUCUCCCCUGCGUGGGCUUACUCGCCUUUUGUGCAGCGCCUGACUGUGCCUGGAGCAGCUCCCCUUUCGCAUCUUCAUCUCUUUUCUUAUUCCUCCUCUUCCCCUGCGCCCCCCAAUCCUGUUACCCUCGAUAAUGAGGAUCCCGUUGGAGCACUGAAGAGGAGUAAGAAGAGCUUGCCUGGCGUGCCUCUGUGGGGCUGCUACCUUCUUUCCCGCUCCCCUCCUUUGAGGGGGGCCUAGCCCCCGACCAGCCUCCUGCUCCUCCAGCGAUUGCAAGCCAGAGUGGUGGCUGCGGUGUGGCAGGCGGCAGGAUGACUGAUACCCGGCGGAGGGGGAAGGUUUACACGCUAAAUGAGGACCGCCAGUGGGAUGAUCGAGGCACAGGGCAUGUGUCCUCAUGCUACGUGGAGAGGCUGAAGGGCAUGUCCCUGCUAGUCAGGGCAGAGAGUGAUGGCUCUCUUCUUUUGGAGUCCAAAAUUAACCCGAACACUGCGUACCAGAAGCAACAGGAUACCUUGAUUGUGUGGUCUGAAGCUGAAAAUUAUGAUUUGGCACUUAGCUUUCAAGAAAAAGCAGGAUGUGAUGAAAUAUGGGAAAAAAUAUGUCAGGUUCAAGGCAAAGACCCCUCUGUCGACAUUACUCAGGACCUAGUCGAUGAAUCUGAGGAAGAGCGUUUUGAUGAUAUGUCAUCACCAGGUCUAGAAUUGCCGUCUUGUGAAUUGAGUCGACUAGAAGAAAUUGCAGAACUUGUGGCAUCUUCACUGCCUUCACCAUUACGUCGUGAAAAACUCGCACUAGCACUGGAAAAUGAGGGCUAUAUUAAGAAGCUCUUAGAAAUUUUUCAUGUGUGCGAAGACUUGGAGAACAUUGAAGGACUACACCACUUAUAUGAAAUUAUCAAGGGAAUUUUCCUUUUGAACAGAACUGCACUUUUUGAAGUCAUGUUUUCCGAGGAAUGUAUAAUGGACGUAAUUGGAUGCCUAGAAUAUGAUCCGUCUUUAUCACAGUCACGGAAACACAGGGAAUUUCUGACUAAAACAGCAAAAUUUAAAGAGGUGAUUCCUAUAUCUGAUCCAGAGCUGAAGCAAAAAAUACAUCAGACAUACAGAGUACAGUAUAUUCAAGAUAUGGUCCUACCCACUCCCUCAGUUUUUGAGGAAAAUAUGCUAUCAACACUUCAUUCUUUCAUCUUUUUUAAUAAAGUGGAAAUAGUUGGUAUGUUACAGGAAGAUGAAAAAUUUCUGACAGACUUGUUUGCACAACUAACAGAUGAAGCCACAGAUGAGGAGAAAAGACAGGAAUUGGUAAAUUUCCUGAAAGAGUUUUGUGCAUUCUCUCAAACACUGCAACCUCAAAACAGAGAUGCGUUUUUCAAAACCUUGUCAAAUAUGGGCAUACUGCCAGCACUAGAAGUCAUAUUGGGUAUGGAUGAUGCACAAGUACGAAGUGCAGCCACUGAUAUAUUCUCAUAUUUGGUUGAAUACAACCCAUCCAUGGUACGAGAGUUUGUCAUGCAGGAAGCGCAGCAGAAUGAUGAUGAUAUAUUACUCAUUAACCUCAUUAUAGAACACAUGAUUUGUGACACGGAUCCGGAACUUGGAGGGGCAGUGCUACUCAUGGGUUUACUUCGUACUUUAGUUGAUCCAGAAAAUAUGCUUGCCACUGCCAAUAAAACAGAAAAGACAGAGUUCUUGGGUUUCUUCUACAAACAUUGUAUGCACGUUCUGACAGCCCCUUUAUUGGCCAAUACUACAGAGGACAAGCCUAGCAAAGAUGAUUUUCAGACAGCCCAACUCUUGGCAUUAAUACUGGAAUUGCUAACUUUCUGCGUAGAACAUCAUACUUAUCAUAUAAAGAACUACAUCAUUAACAAAGAUAUCCUGCGAAGGGUACUUGUUCUCAUGGCCUCAAAGCACGCUUUCUUGGCAUUGUGUGCCCUUCGUUUCAAGAGAAAGAUAAUUGGCCUGAAGGAUGAAUUCUACAACCGUUACAUAAUGAAAAGUUUUUUGUUUGAACCUGUGGUCAAAGCAUUUCUAAAUAAUGGUUCCCGUUAUAAUCUGAUGAACUCUGCCAUAAUAGAGAUGUUUGAAUUUAUCAGAGUGGAAGAUAUAAAAUCAUUAACAGCGCAUGUAAUUGAAAAUUACUGGAAGGCACUGGAAGAUGUAGAUUACGUGCAGACAUUCAAAGGACUGAAACUACGAUUUGAGCAACAAAGGGAAAGACAAGAUAAUCCAAAACUUGACAGCAUGCGCUCCAUUUUGAGAAAUCAUAGAUACAGAAGGGAUGCAAGAACCCUGGAGGAUGAGGAGGAGAUGUGGUUUAACACCGAUGAAGACGAUAUGGAAGAUGGAGAGGCGGUGGUGCCCCCUUCUGACAAAACUAAAAAUGAUGAAGAUAUUAUGGACCCAAUCAGUAAAUUCAUGGAAAGGAAAAAAUUAAAAGAGAGUGAAGAAAAGGAAGUUCUUCUGAAAACUAACCUUUCAGGUCGUCAGAGCCCAAGUUUCAAGCUUUCCUUUUCCAGCGGUACAAAAUCUAACCUUACCAGCCAGUCAUCUGCAAGUAAUCUGCCUGGAUCCCCCGGGUCUCCCGGAUCCCCAGGGUCCCCGGGGUCUCCAGGAUCGGUUUCUAAAAGCACAUCUCAGAUGGCAUCUGUUACAACUAAGGGAGGCCUCGUUGGGCUUGUAGAUUAUCCUGAUGAUGAUGAAGAGGAUGAUGAAGAUGAAGAUAAGGAGGAAACUUUACCUUUGUCAAAGAAAGCAAAGCUUGAUUCAUCAUAAUGGCAACUGCUGAAGAACAUGACCAGUUGGGGGAAGGAUAUUUUUUCCGAAAAUAAAACAAACCCAGCAGUGAUCUUUUGUGAAUUACUGUGUGUGACACAGACCAACCUAUACAAACAGAUUUCUGCCAAUCAAGUGCCAAUUCAAAGGAGCAGAAGAAUGGGAAAGAUUUCGUUUAGGGGAAAGACUUAAGCCUUUGGGCUCUCCAGCUUGGACCACAUGUUGCCCUUUUCUCAGGGAAGGAAAUGGAAAAAAAUAAAGCAAAAGAAAACAAAAAUUAAAAAAAAAAAAGCCAACAGGGCAGGAGUUUUGUUCGUGGAACUCUGGAUUGGCUGGUCAGUUGCUACAAUCAGAAUACGCUUUCUUGGACCAUGUAUGAAUGAGACUUCUGAAGAAAAGGCGGGUUUUGCCAUAAUUCUUCACUAGUUAAGAAUGCCAGCAGUUUCUUUGGAUAAAAGAGACCUGCCUUCGAAAUCGUACAUUCUGAACAUUUUAGUCAAGCUACAACAGGUUUUAAAAACCUCUAUGGGGAGGGCCGAAUAUAAAGUUUCCUCUUUUUUUUUUUUUUUUUUAAUCUGUUCCCUUUGCCCUUUAAACUGCAGAAUUUUUUUUUGGAGGUGGGGGAUUUGUUUGUCCCUUCUUGAUUAAAGAUUGAGUGGAAUUCUAGAUGUGGUCACUUUUGUGUCAUAAUUUUUUUUUGCCCCCCCUGAGUGUAUGCUUAGUUGUUGAGUAUAUAUUUGGGACCAUUAAAAUUUUUUGAUGUAAUAUAAUCUCACUGUUGUGCUGGUACCUGUUUCACCCCGUGUAAUUUUGUUCGCAGUUCUUAAUAUGUUCAGGAUUUUAUGGAAGAUGGUAUAGUUUAUAUUGGAAAAAAAAAUAACCGUACCACAAUGUGCAUAAAAGCAAUACUAUUUUGUGACUAAAUAUUUUAUAUUAAAUUUUACAUCGGCAACUGUCUUGAGAAAAAAUUCAGGGAAAUAGGGUGAAAUCAAAAAAGAGAAGCCUAUAAAUAUGAAAUUAGUAUUCCAAAGAGACUUUGAAAUUCGUAACUGAGAACAAUGAUGGUAGACUAACUCAUCAAAAUGCAAGAUGGAUGAUUUAGGAAUACCAGUAUAUUGACUCAUUUGACUUAUAAAAAUAAAUAAAAAAUAAUUAAAGCUGAAGGAAAA
Messenger RNA from Calidris pugnax (ruff), 4655 nucleotides. RefSeq names its product protein phosphatase 4 regulatory subunit 3A (gene PPP4R3A). NCBI's taxonomy places the organism in Eukaryota, Metazoa, Chordata, Aves, Charadriiformes, Scolopacidae. Gene Ontology annotation, biological process: protein dephosphorylation; DNA damage response. The coding region runs from base 1021 to 3486 and encodes 821 amino acids. The transcript is spliced from 15 exons. Gene Ontology annotation, molecular function: protein phosphatase activator activity. The record is from RefSeq and is a predicted model, not a curated record. Gene Ontology annotation, cellular component: nucleoplasm; protein phosphatase 4 complex.